GGACUUUAACCUCCAACCGGACUAUAAAACCCGGGAACGCCGGCCUGAGCAGCACCGAGUCAUCCGGCGCUGACGGAGAACAAGCUGCCUGUGAAAGAACCAGUCCAGAGUCCCGUCAUGAAGGUCCUCGUGGUUCUCGCUCUUUUCUCAGUUUGCCGGGCCAACAUCCUGUGGGCCGACCCGCCCAAACCCAACAUGGAGGUGGUGAGGGAGGCCUUCUGGGACUAUGUUGCCAGGGCAACGCAGACCGCUGAGGACUCCCUGAAGCAGAUCCAGGCAUCUGAGCUGGGACAGGAAGUGAACACCAGGAUUGCUCAGAACACCGACUGGGUGAACCAGUACAUCGCCUCUCUGCAGACCCAGGUGGCCCCUCUGACCCAGGACUUCAUGACCCGCUUUACCCAGGAGGCCGAGCGGCUGAAGGCCCGACUAGAGAACGACCUGACGGGUGUAGGCGACAACGUGAAGCCCUACGCCGAGCAGAUGGUGCUGAAGCUCCAGAACCAGGUGGAGGAGCUGAAGAAGGAGAUCGCUCCCUACGCCGAGUCCGUGGACCCAGAGGCCCUGUCGGCCGCCCUGCUGCAGAAGAGCCAGGCUCUGAAGGGGCAGCUGGAGACCAGCGCCACCCAGCUGCAGGCCCAGGUGGUCCCCUACACCGAGGACAUGAGGCAGAAGAUGGAGCAGAGCCUGGAGGACUUCCAGAGCAGUGUGCUUCCUCUGGCCCAGAGCUUCGAGUCCCAGCUGACCCAAAAGAGCCAGGAGAUCCAGCAGAAGCUGGUUCCGUAUGGAGAGGAGCUGAAGGCCAAGCUGGACUCCAGUGCUCAGGACCUGCAGGCUCAGCUGACGGCUCUGUGGGAGUCCUUCACCCAGAAGACCCAGUAAACAGACUCACAUCUGAUAUGUUUAUGUGAAAACCCGGUUCUGGAACAUCUCACUGAUCCAAUAAAAGCUGCUGGUUUUUCACACAGAA
Molecule: messenger RNA, 970 nt
Organism: Nothobranchius furzeri (turquoise killifish)
Lineage: Eukaryota; Metazoa; Chordata; Actinopteri; Cyprinodontiformes; Nothobranchiidae
Product: apolipoprotein A-IV
Biological process (GO): cholesterol homeostasis; positive regulation of lipid biosynthetic process; phospholipid efflux
Cellular component (GO): blood microparticle; extracellular region; chylomicron
Molecular function (GO): phospholipid binding; phosphatidylcholine-sterol O-acyltransferase activator activity
Source: RefSeq, a predicted model, not a curated record